Messenger RNA from Colletotrichum acutatum, 2331 nucleotides. RefSeq lists its product as uncharacterized. The coding region runs from base 1 to 2331 and encodes 776 amino acids. Lineage: Eukaryota; Fungi; Ascomycota; Sordariomycetes; Glomerellales; Glomerellaceae. The record is from RefSeq and is a predicted model, not a curated record. Gene Ontology annotation, biological process: regulation of DNA-templated transcription. Gene Ontology annotation, molecular function: DNA-binding transcription factor activity; transcription cis-regulatory region binding. The transcript has a single exon. Gene Ontology annotation, cellular component: nucleus.
AUGGAGGAGGCCCUCCCAACCCCUCAACUGCCAAUCAAAACUUUCCGCGAUGCACUCCGAGGCUCAGCUAAAAAGCUCACCACUUAUUCCAAGAAGGAUGCAGCUGCCGAGAAGAACGCCAUGACGCCUCGAGCUACUCGACGUCGCAAUGCCCAGCCAGACGAAGAACAGCCCUUUGAUGUCGGCAACUUGCCUAGUUCUGCUCAGAAGUCUACCCGCUCCACGGCAUCCAAGAAGCAGCGCUCAAAGCCCGAUUUCUUCGAAAAGUCAACAUCGGUUCAAGAGACACCAGAGUAUCUCGAGGUGGAAAAAAGUGCGGCUCCUGAGAUCCAAGAGGACGACGAGGAUCAGGAGGCCGAAACUGAAGAGGUUCCAGUCAAGAAGCCAACAUCAAUUAAGACCGCAAAGCCUCAGAUGAAGCUCAAGAAACCCAAACAGACAGCCGCUUCUCGCGCUCCCGCAACCGCCACUCCCAAGCCUGCAAAGGCGAAAACGCCAAAGAAGGCUGCACAGCCCAAGGGGGCACCUCAGGGACCACCCGAGUUCAUCACCGGCCAAUUCUCCCAUGAAGAGAUGCGCAAGCUCAGAGAAGUUGUCGAGAAAUAUCGAGAAGAGAACGACCUGUCACAAGAGGAGAUGAACAAUCUCAUCCAGAUGAAGCAGCGUAGUAAGCUAUCCAAAACGGCUAUCCCAUAUGACAGCGAUAAAUUUCUCCACCUGUGGAAUUACAUUUGUGCCGCUCUUCCUGAUCGGCGCCGCCAGAAAACUAUCGAUGUUGCUCGCCAGAACUUCCACAACUUCAAAGCCCGCGGCGGAGGAUGGACUGCCAAGGAGGAUGUUAAGCUAGCGAUGCUGUACGCCAAACAUGGCAAUUGCUGGAUCAAGAUUGCGGAAGAGUUGGGUCGCCAUGAGAAGGAUGUUCGCGACCGUUACCGGAACUAUGUCAUCUGUGGCCGCACGGAAGGCCGCAAUUAUUGGACCGAAGAGGAAGAAAAGGAAUUGGUCCAGCACGUCAUCACCUUGCUUAGACGGACGGACCGGUCACCUUCGAAGAUUCAACAGCCUUACGAACCCAUGAUCAACUGGCAGACGAUCAGUGAGCUUAUGGGCCGCAAGCGCACUCGCCUGCAGUGCAUGAGAAAGUUCAAGACCCUCAACGUGGAACUUACGCCCAGCGAAGUUCUGAGGUCUUCGCGUCCCGCUUCCAAGGUCACCUGGACUUUGGAAAAGGCCCGCAAGCAGAUCCAAGAAAUGCCGCCCGAAGAUAAACACAAAAUGGUUCGGGCUAUUCUGGCAGGAGGCGCCGGUCGCGAUCGAUUGAUUCAGUGGACGAAGCUUGCCGACUUGGAAUUCCGCAGGAAGUGGCCUAAGAAGACUCUCCAUUUGUUAUGGUAUCGUCUAAGGCAGCGUGUCCCAGAUCAAAAGGAAAAGUCAGUUAGAGACUGCGCUCGUUGGUUGCUGGAGGAUGCCAAGGCCAGCGCCCCCCGGGGUGCCAAAAUUCUCGGCGGAGGGGAUACCGACUAUGAUACCGAGACCGAGAUGGCUGUUGUUGAUCCUCCCAAGAAAACCAGUCGUCGAAAGAGCCUGAAAAAUGAGCCACGCAGCGCUGAACUUGUGGUUGAUAGCGACGACGCUUCCAACGACGAGAACAACAACGAAGGUGAUGACGACGCCAUCUCUGAAGCCGACGAGGAAGACGAGACCCGGCUGACAGAAGGUGAUUCUCCGUCUACACGGCAGUCAUCAGCCCAAUCGAAUCGACUCUUGACGGAUUCUACAUCGAAUGCUCUCUCUGCGUCUCCAUCUCUCCAACCUGCCGGCCUUUCCAGACUUCUCCCCGUCGAGGCGGAAGACGCCAGACCCAGCCCGGCUAAGAAACGCGUCAGGCUUUCUGGCGGCACUUCCUCUAGACAACGUUCUAUGGAGAAUGAUGGUAGUUCACCAGAGCCAGUUGCCGCACAAUAUGCGGCCGAGAAGAUCCCCGACCGCCUCAAAGAGAAGAGAGAAAAGGCCAAGAGGCGUAUCUCUUCCGGGAUCAGACUUCGAACAGCGGCAUCACUGCAACCGGAGUCGGUGCAGAACAGCGAUGUCGAUGAAGAUAUGCCACCGAUUCGCGUCCCGCCUUCCACAGCACCCGCAUCUGUUAAGAGCAGAAAAGCGGACAGGCGGGUGGGCGAUUGGGCCAGGAAGACUGGAGGCCCCGAGCCGCCAGGCUUGCCGGCACCAGUCAGCGACGAAAACGACGAAGACAUGUCACCGGCUCCCGCCCCGCCCUCGACAGCUCCCACGGGGUCUAAGGGUCGGAAGAAAGCAAACAGACUAAGAGACUGA